Molecule: messenger RNA, 3212 nt
Organism: Lycium barbarum (goji berry)
Lineage: Eukaryota; Viridiplantae; Streptophyta; Magnoliopsida; Solanales; Solanaceae
Product: YTH domain-containing protein ECT2-like
Exons: 9
Coding region: 148-2268 (706 amino acids)
Biological process (GO): mRNA destabilization
Cellular component (GO): cytoplasm
Molecular function (GO): mRNA binding
Source: RefSeq, a predicted model, not a curated record
UAUGGAUGAAAACCCUCAAAACGAAAACCCUCUUUUCUCUCUCUAUAAUAGCCUCGACUUGGUGUGGCGGCUGACACUCUCUGUCUCACACCCGUUGUCUCUCUCUAGGGUUUAACAACUCCACUUUUUGAAGAUCUAUCCUUUGUUAUGGCCACCGUUGCUCCUCAAGCUGAUCAAGCUGCAGAUUUGCUGCAGAAGUUGUCUUUGGAUUCUCAGAAUAAGGCACUUGAAAUUACAGAGCCAAAGAAAAAGCCCUCUGUGGACACAAAAGACAUUGGAAACGGUCAGAUUCAGGAUCGGUCUCUGAUCCCUUUGUUGCCGGAUUUCGUCGAUCCAAAUUUGUGCUAUGUUCCAAAUGGUUAUCCCUCUACGGCAUACUAUUAUGGAUAUGAUGGUUCUGGUAAUGAAUGGGAGGACUAUUCAAGAUAUGUGAAUCCGGAUGGAGUUGAGAUGCCUGGAGCUUAUGGGGACAACGGGUCAAUUGUGUAUCAGCAUGGCUAUGGUUAUGCAACCUAUAGUCCAUACUCGCCUGCUACUUCCCCUGUCCCGACUGUGGGGCAUGAUGGCCAGUUUUAUGGAGCACAACAAUACCACUAUCCGUGUUUCCAGCCCCUCCCUCCAACCAGUACUACAUAUGCUACACCGGUUGCUCCACUAAAAGGUGAGAUCGCCACCUCUGGAGCUGCUGACCAAGCACCAUUGUCUGUGGAUUCUGCUAAUGGAAAUUCUAAUGGUAUUGCAAAUGGUGUAAAGGGAAAUACUGGGCCUACGUCUGUGAGGCCUGCAUUCCAGAACUCAUCCUUAAAUACUAAUGCUUCUUUUGGACGGGGUGGUGCCUUUCCUGGAGGAGUUGCUUCCGGUUAUCAGGAUCCUAGAUAUGGUUUUGAAGGUGUACGAUCUCCUAUUCCGUGGUUCGAUGGGUCAAUGUUCAAUGACGGCCAAGCUAGGCCAUUGGCGGGUAAUUCUGUUACACCAUCAUAUUCAAAUGGCGGUGCUGUUCCAUCAUCAAAAAAUCAGAAUGUCCAUGCUCAUCCAAUGGGCUUGCACCACUCUAGGCCCUCGUCUGGCAUGAAUACAACUAAUGGGUAUAUGAAUAGGAUGUAUCCCAACAAAUAUUAUGGGCAGUAUGGGAAUACAUUCAGUUCUGGAAUGGGCUUUGGUCCUAACCGGUAUGAUUCUCGCACUACUGGUCGUGGUGGGUGGAUGGCGGUUGAUAACAGGUUUAAACCCUCCAGGGGUAGAGGAAAUAGUUGCUAUGGCUACGGCAACGAAAACAUGGAUGGUUUAAAUGAGCUCAACAGGGGACCAAGAGGUAAAGGAUCCAAGACUCAGAAGGGUUUUACACCAGUUGCUCUGGCAGUCAAGGGGCAGAAUAUUCCGCUCACUGUAACCAAUGAUGCUGAAAAAGAAAAACCAAGCUUGAUAUCGCCCGACAGAGAACAAUAUAACUGUCAAGAUUUUCCAGUGAAAUAUACUGAUGCCAGGUUUUUUAUCAUCAAGUCUUACAGUGAAGAUGAUGUGCACAAAAGCAUCAAAUAUAAUGUUUGGGCUAGCACACCAAAUGGUAAUAAGAAGCUUGAUGCUGCUUACCAGGAGGCUCAACAAAAAGCUGGAGGCUGCCCUGUUAUUCUUUUCUUCUCGGUAAACACAAGCGGACAGUUCGUUGGUGUUGCAGAGAUGGCAGGACCGGUUGAUUUCAACAAGAAUGUGGAGUACUGGCAGCAAGACAAGUGGAUCGGCUGUUUUCCUGUCAAGUGGCACAUUGUGAAGGAUGUUCCAAACAGCUUGUUGAAACACAUCACGCUGGAAAACAACGAGAACAAGCCUGUUACCAACAGCAGAGACACUCAGGAGGUUAAAAUCGAUCAGGGUGUACAGGUGCUUAAGAUAUUUAAGGAUCAUGUUAGCAAACAGUGCAUUCUUGAUGAUUUUGAGUUCUAUGAGGAUCGUCAGAAGAGAAUCCAGGAAAAGAAGGCCAAGCAGCAGCUAUUGCAGAAGCAGUCGCAGGUGUGGGAAGGCAAAGUCUCUGAGGAGAAGAACAAAGAAAAUUCCAACAGCGAGCUUAAAUCCCAGAAACCUUCAGGAACUUCUGUUGUUUUGAACAAGGAAAGUUUACCGGCUCUUCAACCUAAUGGGCAGGUCAUGCUGACAGAAAAUGUGUCGGUUACAAAAUUAGUAGAUGAUGUGAAGGGUGCGAAACCAGUCAUUGUAUCAGACAAGAAACCUGUAGCUAAUGGGAUAGCAAAUGGGGUUGCUAAUGCAUGCUAGCUUCAGCCUAAUGAAGGGUGGUCCGUGGUUAGGUCCUAAAUUGGUGCUCUGACUACUUGCCUAUACUUGGUUAGAUCUCAUAACCAUUGGGCUGCCCUUUUGUCCUAGCUGCAGCUGAUGGUUCUCGCGAUUCCGGAGAAAAGUCAAUUUCAUCUGCUUCUAGGAUUACUUCAGAAAGUAUGUUAGCCUCAUAUUCCCUCAUGGGGCGGUUUCUUUGCUUUCUUUAGCUUCUGACAGGUUUCAUACACCUUUGGGAUUUGGGUUUUAGGAUAGUUACCUUUGCUUUUUGUUUCUUUCGUCGGCUUGUGGGGUUUUGGUCCAUUUUUUUUUCAGUUGUUGGGGUUCAUGUUGUUAUUAUUAGUUUGGCUCCUAAUCCUAUCUUGUAAAUCUAGAUCCAUCUGUUGCAGCAGGUCAGCAGUGCUUUUUGUACUAGUCAAAAAGAGCUAGAAGCAAGGUGGGAAUGCAUGGCAAUAUAGUUGGUUCAAAAAGCUUUUGAUAGUAAAGUUUCAUCUUUCUGCCCUUUUGUCCUAGCUGCAGCUGAUGGUUCUCGCGAUUCCGGAGAAAAGUCAAUUUCAUCUGCUUCUAGGAUUACUUCAGAAAGUAUGUUAGCCUCAUAUUCCCUCAUGGGGCGGUUUCUUUGCUUUCUUUAGCUUCUGACAGGUUUCAUACACCUUUGGGAUUUGGGUUUUAGGAUAGUUACCUUUGCUUUUUGUUUCUUUCGUCGGCUUGUGGGGUUUUGGUCCAUUUUUUUUUCAGUUGUUGGGGUUCAUGUUGUUAUUAUUAGUUUGGCUCCUAAUCCUAUCUUGUAAAUCUAGAUCCAUCUGUUGCAGCAGGUCAGCAGUGCUUUUUGUACUAGUCAAAAAGAGCUAGAAGCAAGGUGGGAAUGCAUGGCAAUAUAGUUGGUUCAAAAAGCUUUUGAUAGUAAAGUUUCAUCUUUCUGGUUU